This is a messenger RNA of Oncorhynchus masou masou (cherry salmon), 9164 nucleotides long. Its product is annotated as mucin-2-like. The coding region runs from base 66 to 7940 and encodes 2624 amino acids. Lineage: Eukaryota; Metazoa; Chordata; Actinopteri; Salmoniformes; Salmonidae. The transcript is spliced from 8 exons. Gene Ontology annotation, molecular function: protein binding. The record is from RefSeq and is a predicted model, not a curated record.
UAGCAGGCUACCUGGGCUGGGUUAAAAGGAGAUGUGCCUGGUAAAGAAAAAUAUAUAUUUUUAAAAUGCAAGAAAGAAUAUCCACUUGGCUUAUCAAGGUUGCCUUUAUGUUAUUUGUCACAUACAUUACAUCAGUGUCAUGUGAUGCCACUACUCCCUCAACACCCACUUCAAGUGAUGGCACCACUGCCUCAACUACAUCAAUUGUCACUCCAAGUGAUACUGCAUCAGCAGUCAUAUCAAGUGAUGCGAUCACUCCCUCAACUACACCAACACCCUCUUCAAGUGAUUCCAACACUCACUCAACUACACCAACACCCUCUUCAAGUGAUUCCACCACUCCCUCAACUACACCAACACCCUCUUCAAGUGAUUCCACCACUCACUCAACUACAUCAACAGUCACUUCUAGUUAUGCCACCACUCCCUCAACAGUCACCUCAAGUGAUGCCACCACCACCUCAACUAUAUCUAUAGUCACUUCAAGUGAUGCUACCACUCCCUCAACUACAUCAACAUCCACUUCAAGUGAUGCCACCACUCCCUCAACUACGUCCACAGUCACUUCAAGUGAUUCCACCACUCCCUCAACUACACCAACACUCUCUUCAAGUGAUUCCACCACUCCCUCAACUACACCAACACCCUCUUCAAGUGAUUCCACCACUCACUCAACUACAUCAACAGUCACUUCAAGUGACGCCACCAAUCCCUCAACUACAUCAACAGUCACUUCUAGUUAUGCCACCACUCCCUCAACAGUCACCUCAAGUGAUGCCACCACCACCUCAACUAUAUCUAUAGUCACUUCAAGUGAUGCUACCACUCCCUCAACUACAUCAACAUCCACUUCAAGUGAUGCCACCACUCCCUCAACUACGUCCACAGUCACUUCAAGGGAUUCCACCACUCCCUCAACUACACCAACACCCUCUUCAAGUGAUUCCACCACUCACUCAACUACACCAACACCCUCUUCAAGUGAUUCCACCACUCACUCAACUACAUCAACAGUCACUUCAAGUGAUUCCACCACUCCCUCAACUACACCAACACCCUCUUCAAGUGAUUCCACCACUCCCUCAACUACACCAACACCCUCUUCAAGUGAUUCCACCACUCACUCAACUACAUCAACAGUCACUUCAAGUGACGCCACCAAUCCCUCAACUACAUCAACAGUCACUUCUAGUUAUGCCACCACUCCCUCAACAGUCACCUCAAGUGAUGCCACCACCACCUCAACUAUAUCUAUAGUCACUUCAAGUGAUGCUACCACUCCCUCAACUACAUCAACAUCCACUUCAAGUGAUGCCACCACUCCCUCAACUACGUCCACAGUCACUUCAAGGGAUUCCACCACUCCCUCAACUACACCAACACCCUCUUCAAGUGAUUCCACCACUCACUCAACUACACCAACACCCUCUUCAAGUGAUUCCACCACUCACUCAACUACAUCAACAGUCACUUCUAGUUAUGCCACCACUCCCUCAACAGUCACCUCAAGUGAUGCCACCACCACCUCAACUAUAUCUAUAGUCACUUCAAGUGAUGCUACCACUCCCUCAACUACAUCAACAUCCACUUCAAGUGAUGCCACCACUCCCUCAACUACGUCCACAGUCACUUCAAGUGAUUCCACCACUCCCUCAACUACACCAACACCCUCUUCAAGUGAUUCCACCACUCCCUCAACUACACCAACACCCUCUUCAAGUGAUUCCACCACUCACUCAACUACAUCAACAGUCACUUCAAGUGACGCCACCAAUCCCUCAACUACAUCAACAGUCACUUCUAUCACCUCAAGUGAUGCCACCACCACCUCAACUAUAUCUAUAGUCACUUCAAGUGAUGCUACCACUCCCUCAACUACAUCAACAUCCACUUCAAGUGAUGCCACCACUCCCUCAACUACGUCCACAGUCACUUCAAGGGAUUCCACCACUCCCUCAACUACACCAACACCCUCUUCAAGUGAUUCCACCACUCACUCAACUACACCAACACCCUCUUCAAGUGAUUCCACCACUCACUCAACUACAUCAACAGUCACUUCAAGUGAUUCCACCACUCUCUCAACUACACCAACACCCUCUUCAAGUGAUUACACCACUCACUCAACUACAUCAACAGUCACUUCAAGUGAUUCCACCACUCCCUCAACAGUCAUUUCAAGUGAUGCCACCACUCCUUCAACUACACCUACACCCACUUCAAGUGAUGCCACCACUCCCUCAACUGCAUCAACAGUCACUUCAAGUGAUUCCACCACCACCUCAACUAUAUUAAUAGUCACUUCAAGUGAUGCCACCAAUCCCUCAACAACAUCUACAGUCACUACAAGUGAUGCCAUUAUUCCCUUAACUACAUCGACAGUCACUUCUAGUUAUACCAUAACUCCCUCAACUACAACAACACCCACUUCAAGUGAUUCCACCACUCCCUCAACUAUAUUAACAGUCACUUCAAGUGAUGCCACCAUUCCCUCAAUGACAUCAACAGUCACUACAAGUGAUUCCAUCACUCCCUCAACUACACCAACACCCUCUUCAAGUGAUUCCACCACUCACUCAACUACACCAACACCCUCUUCAAGUGAUUCCACCACUCACUCAACUACAUCAACAGUCACUUCAAGUGAUUCCACCACUCCCUCAACUACACCAACACCCCCUUCAAGUGAUGCCACCACUCACUCAACUACAUCAACAGACACUUCAAGUGAUUCCACCACUCCCUUAACUACACCAACACCCUCUUCAAGUGAUUCCACCACUCACUCAACUACACCAACACCCCCUUCAAGUGAUUCCACCACUCACUCAACUACAUCAACAGUCACUUCAAGUGAUUCCACCACUCCCUCAACAGUCAAUUCAAGUGAUGCCACCACUCCUUCAACUACACCUACACCCACUUCAAGUGAUGCCACCACUCCCUCAACUGCAUCAACAGUCACUGCAAGUGAUUACACCACCACCUCAACUAUAUUAAUAGUCACUUCAAGUGAUGCCACCAUUCCCUCAAUGACAUCAACAGUCACUACAAGUGAUAGCAUCAUUCCCUUAACUACAUCAACAGUCACUUCAAGUGAUGCCACCACCACCUCAACUAUAUCAAUAGUCACUUCAAGUAAUGCCACCAAUCCCUCAACUACAUCAACAGUCACUUCUAGUUAUACCACCACUCCCUCAACUAUAACACCCACCUCAAGUGAUGCCACCACCACCUCAACUAUAUCAAUAGUCACUUCAAGUGACGCCACCAAUCCCUCAACUACAUCAACAGUCACUUCUAGUUAUGCCACCACUCCCUCAACAGUCACCUCAAGUGAUGCCACCACCACCUCAACUAUAUCUAUAGUCACUUCAAGUGAUGCUACCACUCCCUCAACUACAUCAACAUCCACUUCAAGUGAUGCCACCACUCCCUCAACUACGUCCACAGUCACUUCAAGUGAUGCCACCACUCCCUCAACUACACCAACACCCACUUCAAGUGAUGCCACCACUCCCUCAGCUACAUCAACAGUAAUUUCAAGUGAUGUCAACCCUCCCAAAAUUCCCUCAACAGUCAGUUCAAGUGAUUCCACCACUUCCUCAACAGUCAGUUCAAGUGAUGCCACCACUCUCUCAAAUACAUCAACAGUAAUUUCAAGUGAUAUUACAUCAACAUUCAUUACAAGUAAUGCCACAACCCCCUCAACUACAUCAACACCCACCUCAAAUGAUGCCAUCACUCUAUCAACAGUCACUCAAAGUAAUGUCAUCACUCAUUCAACUACAAUGACAGUUACUUCAAGUGAUACCACCUCUACUACAUUGACUUCAAGUAAUAUGACAUUAACACCCAAUUCAAAUGAAGAUACCACUCCCUCAACUACAUCAACAUCCACUUCAAGUGAUGCCACCACUACUUCAACUACAUCAACAGUGACUUCAAGUUAUGCCACCACUCCCACAAAUACAUCAACAGUGACUUCAAGUGAUGCCACCACUCCCUUAACUACAUCAACAGUCACUUCUAGUUAUGCCAUCACUGCCUCAACUACAUCAACAGUCAAUUCAAGUGAUGCCACCACUCCCUCAGCUACAUCAACAGUCACUUCAAGUGAUGCCACCACUCCCUCAACUACAUCAACAUCCACUUCAAGUGAUGCCACCACUACUUCAACUACGUCUACAGUCACUUCAAGUGAUGCCACCACUCCCUCAACUACAUCAACAUCCACUUCAAGUGAUGCCACCACUCCCUCAACUACGUCUACAUCCACUUCAAGUGAUGCCACCACUCCCUCAACUACAUCAACAUCCACUUCAAGUGAUGCCACCACUCCCUCAACUACAUCAACAGUCACUUCAAGUGAUGCCAUCACUGCCUCAACUACAUCAACAGUCACCUCAAGUGAUGCCACCACUCCCACAAAUACAUCAACAGUGACUACAAGGGAUGCCAUCAUUCCCUUAACUACAUCAACAGUCACUUCUAGUUAUGCCACCACUCCCUCAACUACACCAACACCCACUUCAAGUGAUGCCACCACUCCCUCAACUACAUCAACAGUGACUUCAAGUUAUGCCACCACUCCCUCAAAUACAUCAACAGUGACUUCAAGUGAUGCCACCACUCCCUCAACACCCACUUCAAGUAAUGGCAGCUCUCACUCAACUACAUCAACAGUCAAUUCAAGUGAUGCCACGACUCCCUCAGCUACAUCAACAGUCACUUCAAGUGAUGCCUCAACUGCCUCAACUACAUCAACAGUCAAUUCAAGUGAUGCCACCACUCCUUCAGCUACAUCAACAGUCACUACAAGGGAUGCCAUCAUUCCCUUAACUACAUCAACAGUCACUUCAAGUGAUGCCUCAACUGCCUCAACUACAUCAACAGUCAAUUCAAGUGAUGCCACCACUCCUUCAGCUACAUCAACAGUCACUACAAGGGAUGCCAUCAUUCCCUUAACUACAUCAACAGUCACUUCUAGUUAUGCCACCACUCCCUCAAAUACACCAACACCCACUUCAAGUGAUGCCACCACUCCCUCAACUACAUCAACAUCCACUUCAAGUGAUGCCACCACUACUUCAACUACGUCUACAGUCACUUCAAGUGAUGCCACCACUCCCUCAACUACAUCAACAUCCACUUCAAGUGAUGCCACCACUACUUCAACUACAUCAACAGUGACUUCAAUUUAUGCCACCACUCCCACAAAUACAUCAACAGUGACUUCAAGUGAUGCCACCACUCCCUUAACUACAUCAACAGUCACUUCUAGUUAUGCCAUCACUGCCUCAACUACAUCAACAGUCAAUACAAGUGAUGCCACCACUCCCUCAGCUACAUCAACAGUCACUUCAAGUGAUGCCACCACUCCCUCAACUACAUCAACAUCCACUUCAAGUGAUGCCACCACUACUUCAACUACGUCUACAGUCACUUCAAGUGAUGCCACCACUCCCUCAACUACAUCAACAUCCACUUCAAGUGAUGCCACCACUACUUCAACUACGUCUACAGUCACUUCAAGUGAUGCCACCACUCCCUCAACUACGUCUACAUCCACUUCAAGUGAUGCCACCACUCCCUCAACUACAUCAACAUCCACUUCAAGUGAUGCCACCACUUCCUCAACUACAUCAACAGUCACUUCAAGUGAUGCCAUCACUGCCUCAACUACAUCAACAGUCACCUCAAGUGAUGCCACCACUCCCUCAACUACGUCUACAUCCACUUCAAGUGAUGCCACCACUCCCUCAACUACGUCUACAUCCACUUCAAGUUAUGCCACCACUCCCUCAACUACAUCAACAUCCACUUCAAGUGAUGCCACCACUCCCUCAACUACAUCAACAGUGACUUCAAGUUAUGCCACCACUCCCUCAAAUACAUCAACAGUGACUUCAAGUGAUGCCACCACUCCCUCAACACCCACUUCAAGUAAUGGCAGCUCUCACUCAACUACAUCAACAGUCAAUUCAAGUGAUGCCACGACUCCCUCAGCUACAUCAACAGUCACUUCAAGUGAUGCCAUCACUGCCUCAACUACAUCAACAGUCAAUUCAAGUGAUGCCACCACUCCUUCAGCUACAUCAACAGUCACUACAAGGGAUGCCAUCAUUCCCUUAACUACAUCAACAGUUACUUCUAGUUAUGCCACCACUCCCUCAACUACACCAACACCCACUUCAAGUGAUGCCACCACUCCCUCAACUACAUCAACAUCCACUUCAAGUGAUGCCACCACUACUUCAACUACGUCUACAGUCACUUCAAGUGAUGCCAUCAUUGCCUCAACUACAUCAACAGUCAAUUCAAGUGAUGCUACCACUCCCUCAUCUACAUCAACAGUCACUACAAGGGAUGCCAUCAUUCCCUUAACUACAUCAACAGUCACUUCUAGUUAUGCCACCACUCCCUCAACUACACCAACACCCACUUCAAGUGAUGCCACCACUCCCUCAACUACAUCAACAUCCACUUCAAGUGAUGCCACCACUACUUCAACUACGUCUACAGUCACUUCAAGUGAUGCCACCACUCCCUCAACUACAUCAACAUCCACUUCAAGUGAUGCCACCACUACUUCAACUACGUCUACAGUCACUUCAAGUUAUGCCACCACUCCCUCAACUGCAUCCACAGUCACUUCAAGUGAUGCCACCACUACUUCAACUACGUCUACAGUCACUUCAAGUGAUGCCACCACUCCCUCAACUACAUCCACAGUCACUUCAAGUGAUGCCACAACUCCCACUGCUACAUCGACAGUCACAAGUGAUGUCACUACUCUAAGACCAAUAAUGCCAUCAACAAGUGGUACUACUACAGUAAUAACAAGAACAUCAACAUUUGUAGAUGUAUCCACUCCCUCAACUCCCUCACAGGGACUAACUUUCAGAGACACUACUUUGGUGACAACAAUCAAAACCACUGUUGCAGAAUGCGUGUCAGAAACUCUGGUGAAUGUCAUCAGGCUGGAGAAAAUCACCAGUAAGUUAAUCAGUGUGAGUUGGACAGGUAUUAACCUGGACCAGCAGAUACAGUACAAAGUGAAGCUGGAGUCUGGUUCCAACUCAAGCCAGAGUGAGACCUCAGCCACCAAAGCUGUUUUCUCAGACCUUACUCCUGGAACCAUGUACACACUGAUUAUUGAGUACUUAUCCUGCAGUAUCAAGAAAUACAUUUCAGCAAACAUAAUCACUGCUGGAAAGGUCUAUGAAUCUUUCACUCGAAUUCCAGGCAGAGAUUUUGUGUCUGAUUAUACAAAUCAAUCCAGCAAACUUUACAAAGACUUUGUAACACAUUUCACCAUGCAGGUUGAAAACAAUCUCCCGAAGGAAUACCGGGACCUUAUCAGGGAUAAAGAAAUGGUGAUUGUUGUGACUGGUGUUCGCAGAGGAAGUGUGAUCGUUGACUUUGAUCUGGUCACUGCUCUGGAGGUCAACCUGUCAACCUCUGACGUGCAGAACAGCGUCAUCAAUGCGCUGAAAUUAUCUGCACUCGGAGUGGAUCUGAAUAUCACCUCUGUAAAAGAGGCAGAUAUCUGUCAAAGAGGAGGUUACACAUGCUCAAAAAAUGCCAGCUGUGUCAGAGAGGGACCUUCACAUACAUGUGAAUGCAAGGCAGAAUUCUAUGACAAAAAUCCAACCGUACCGGGUACUGACUGCAAGAGAGUUUCCCAGAUAUCAACGGCCCCGGGAGAAGGCUGGAAAGUGGCGACCAUAGUCCUGGGAGUUCUGCUGGGCUUGAUUUUGUUAGUCGGGGUUGUCAUUCUGAUCAGCACCGCAGUGAGGAAAGCAACUAGCAAGCUGACCUCAUACAACCUCCAGCACACAGAGCACAACAGACAGGUGGUGUCCAAUGACUAUUUACAAGGAUGUUAUUCUUACCAGAUCAAAAAUAUCAAGAUAUUGAAUAUUAAUAACAUUUGAAUUAUAUAUUCCGUCAGACAAAUAUUUAUUAUCCAACAAGUGUUAAAUAAAGGACUUGAUUGUUUAAUUCUAACAUUAGAUUAUUCAAAUAUGAUAUGAUAAUGCUCCACGGCUAAUUUCGUUAGCAUUUUGACAUGUUUUUCUAGAUUCAGAACAUAAAACAACAUUUAGAAAACCAACAAUAACCCUUAGGUCUAACACAGCAAAUAGUUUAAGCAUAUGUUGCAACAAUGUUAAAAUAUUUUUUUCUGAAUAUUGACAAAAAGACCGAUAUUAAGAGGGUUAGCCAUCAGUGAGUUGACAAGCCAUUGACGAGGCUGACAACAAAUACUCAAAACAGACUCUAAAAAGAAAUGUUUAAUACAAACACUUGUAAAAAUAUAACCAUUCUAUCAGAUCUUUCAGCACUCUGACGGAGUUGACUUUAGACAAAAAUCUGACGGAGUUGACGUUUUACGAAGUUGACAAAAAUAAAAUAUUUCUUCUUCAAUCAAGUAAUAUGCAAAGUUUAUUCUCAGUUUCUUUAUGACUCUAAAACCUAAUCAUAUAAUGUCCUAUCUUAAUCUAUUCAGCAGAUGGAGUUGACAGUUUAUGAUUGUGACAAUGGUGAUUUUAAUAUUGUUUGUUUAAAUCUAUCAAAAGGAGAGAACUUUACAGACCAUGAGUUGCACUACAGGUAAUGAGGACAUGAAGAAGGUGUCCUGAUGGUGAAGCUGUCCCUGCUCAUUCAUGAUUCAUUUAGGAUUUUAGACAAAUCUGACAAUGUUGACCAAAUCUCCUAGUUUGGUCAGAGAGGGCUAUUGGAAGAAACUACAUACGAUAUUUUUUCAGUUAGUAUUCAUUAUUGCUUGUUUUUUAAAAUGUUAAACACUUUUUUGGAGAGUUUGUAAUUGGGAUCCUUUGUAAGGGCAUGUCACGUUCUGACCUUAGUUUCUUUUUAUGUCUUUGUGUUAGGUUGGUCAGGGCGUGAGUUGGGGUGGGUAGUCUAUGUUCUUUUUUCUAUAUUAUAUUUCUAUGUCUUGGCCUGGUAUGGUUUUCAAUCAAGGACAGCUGUCUAUCGUUGUCUCUGAUUGAGAACUAAACUUAGGUACCCUUUUCCCCCACCUGUUUUGUGGGAGAUUAACUUUGACUUUGUUCAGGGCACAUAGCCCAAAGCUUCGCGGUUUGGUUUUUGUUCUUUGUUUUGUCGGUGUAAUUUUUGAAUAAAGAGAAAAUGUACGCUUA